GUAGAUUUCAAUUUGAAGAAGUUAUUCGGCCGUUUUUUGCUCAGCGUCCUACUUUUGGAAGGGGGAAAGAGAGAGCUCGAGAGGUAGCAAUGGCGGAGGUGCAGAGAAGAAGGCCGAUGCCACCAGGACCGCCGAGAGGCCCUAUUGGUCACAUGCAGCCCAAGAACGUUGCUAGAUCGGAACCCGUCGAUCGCGAGAAGACAUGUCCACUGCUACUUCGUGUUUUCACCAAGGUGGGAGGGCAUCAUGCUGAGAGUGAAUUUGCUGUGAGAGGGAAGGAACCUAAAGAUGAAGUCCAAAUUUAUACCUGGAUGGAUGCUAGUCUACGCGAACUCACUGAUCUGGUUAAAGAAGUGGCACCUGAAGCACGAAAAAGAGAUGCUGUAUUAUCCUUCUCGUUUGUCUAUCCUGAUAAAAAUGGCCGAUUUGUUGUUAGAGAGGUAGGAAAAACAUAUUCAAUCCCAAGUGGGAGACGACCAGAUAAUGGCAAUCAAACACUGAGUGAUCUUAAAUUUGAGGUACCAAUUGUCCACACCAUCUUGGAAGCAUGAAUCUGUUUUCUAAUAUUACAUGCAGUUUUACCCGUAUUUGUUUGAUCUUCUGCAGAUAGGUGACUACUUGGAUGUGUCAAUUCAAUUUCAACGACCUGAAAUUGCUUGAAUGAAAUUGGGAAGUCAUCUAGCAUAUGUUGUGUUCUUUAGCUUUUGUUCUGGGAUUCUAUCUUGUUCCUAGUUUCUAUUCCAAUGUUUGACGGGUGGUAAUAUGGAUUCUGGUGUAGUAGUAGGAGGAGGAGACAACUCUCUAUGCUCACUAAUUUGGAUUUACUUCUUUAUUUUUGUGAUGUUUUGCAUUACCGUUUCCUGAGUGUUCAUGGUGCUCCUCGUCAUCUGCAUGGCAAUUUGUAGUUUGUACAUGCGCGUUCCUAUCUCCGAGACUCCAUCUGGGGAUCAUAUAAACCCGGACGAGCUUUAUGUGUAGAUUGCAAAUUCGUCUUAUGAUCGUAUCUAUAAUAGCAGUAUAGCUAGAUGCAUACUUCGUAUGAUCGUAUCUAUGCUUAAUAAGUUUUGAAUGUAUAUAUCUACUUGACUAGUUUUGUAUCGCGCGUUGCGCGAUAGAAAAAUGCCCAAUGCGAUCUAUGAUUUCAAAAUUCGUUAUGGUAUUUAUGCAAUUAUUAUUUUGUACGAUAUUAUGCCCAA
Molecule: messenger RNA, 1196 nt
Organism: Cuscuta epithymum
Lineage: Eukaryota; Viridiplantae; Streptophyta; Magnoliopsida; Solanales; Convolvulaceae
Source: the annotation of a GenBank genome assembly